Molecule: messenger RNA, 6237 nt
Organism: Cydia strobilella
Lineage: Eukaryota; Metazoa; Arthropoda; Insecta; Lepidoptera; Tortricidae
Gene: Cad89D
Product: cadherin-89D
Exons: 21
Coding region: 79-6201 (2040 amino acids)
Biological process (GO): homophilic cell-cell adhesion
Cellular component (GO): plasma membrane
Molecular function (GO): calcium ion binding
Source: RefSeq, a predicted model, not a curated record
GAACUCGGAAAAGCAAUGAGUAGACCAAAGCUAUGGCUAAAUUGUGUGUGAGUGAGUCUGUAUAACGAGUCAGACACGAUGUGGGCGCGGGCGCUGCUGGUGAUAUGUGCAGCGGCCCUGCUGCAGAGGACUAACUGUUGCAAUUUCUACCCCGUUGGCGAGUAUCUGAAAUUUGUCAGAAUACCGGAAAAUCUACAAGUGGGAGAUGAAGUUCUAAAAGUGGAAGUUCAUCCAAGAAAUAACCUCAGCCUGCAGCCCGUAGACCGGGAGGAGGAUGCCGCAUUUUUCACUUACCGUGACGUGAACCAGACGCACGUGGCGGUCGUGCUCGCGCAGCCGGUCGACGCGUUGGUCGACAGCGACUCGCCGCAGAACGUCGUCAAGUUCCGGCUGGGAUGCGACUACGACGCGGGAGACGACUUAAUAUCCGCAUACUUGUCGGUGACGGUGUACAUCGAAGAUAUCAACGACAAUUCACCAAAGUUCCUAGACACGCCAUACCAUGUUACUGUUGAUGAACUAACACCUAUUGGCCUCACAAUCUUCAAAGGCAUCCACGCGUUCGACCGCGACAAGCCGAACACUCCCAACUCCGACGUGCAGUACACGAUCAGCGCCGGCGACGAGGCCGGCCACUUCGGCCUCGAGAGCUCCCAUAAACCGGCCCUCGUGUUACGGAGGCCUCUGGAUUAUGAUGCCGAUGAUAAGGAAUUCUACAUAGUAAUCACUGCAUCGGACCGCGGUUCUCCAGCCCGAAGCACAAAUGCGACAGUUCACGUUACCGUCCAAGAUAACGAUGACUUGCCGCCUAAAUUCACUCAAGAUGUCUAUAAAACUCAAAUACCAGAGUUUUAUCCUUUCUUUGAUAAACGCAUACACAGGGAACUGAUCUUCGACGAUCCGAUUCGAGCGUUUGAUCAAGAUCUCAGCGUCAAGGCACCGGUUCGGUACGAUUUAGUCUCCGGGAACGAAAGAAAGCUGUUUUCACUAAACAUCAUCAACGGAACACUAUUCCUUGACAAAGAAAUUGAUUUGGAUGCUGAAACUGGAUUAUCAGGAAAUACGUUCGUGAUGCAAAUCCAAGCUGCCCAGGUAGAUAAUCCACUCAAAACUGCCCAAGCGAGAGUUGAAGUAGAAGUACUUGACUUGAACGAUAACCUACCGGAGUUCGAAGUCGACUUCUAUAAUAUAAGCAUCGUGGAAAAUCUUCCUAACGGGUUCAGUGUACUUCAAGUAAUGGCAACAGAUAGAGAUCAGGGAGAUAACGGAGAAUUUACAUACCAACUUAGCGAUCCUGAAGGGGCGUUUGUUAUCGACCCCAGAACUGGGUGGCUGACUGUUCGAAAUCAGACUGUUCUAGAUAGAGAAAGACAUUCAUCAUUACAAAUGAAGGUAUACGCUAAAGAAAAGAACCCAAGUGUAGUGGGAACAUUUUUAGACAAACAAAGAUUAUCAAAAUAUAGACGAACCCCAACAACACCUCGACCAGUUUAUAGAGAUAAAACAACAUAUAUAUUCCCUGAUAAAAUUGGUACAAAAAAUGAGAAUGUGGAAUAUUUUGAAGACCUGCAUCAGUUAAUGUCAUAUGUUACGGUCGAAGUCACUUUGUUAGAUGCGAACGAUAAUAAUCCUGUUUUUGUGCCUAGCAAUUUAUACGAAUUUGUGAUAAAGUCUCAUUCUAAAGUUGGGACAUAUAUUGGAAAAGUAAAAGCAGUUGAUCCGGAUUUGGGACGAAAUGGAAUGAUUUUUUUUGACCUCCAGAGAACCAGUAAUUUAACAAUAACAUCACCAUUUCAAGUAGAUGCGAAAACAGGUGUAAUUAGUUUAGCCGAAACUCCGGUCACUGAAGGCAGGCACGCUUUAUUUAUUGAAGCUUCGGAUCAGCCAGCUAACCCCAGUGAAAGAAGAUAUUCAUUAGCUGUUGUUACAAUCGACGUCAUAAAGUCAAGUAAGGGAACAAAACACGACAAACCAGGAUUUAUAGGAGCUCCAUAUGAAUUUUGGGUUGGUUCUAAUGUUGGCAUUGGCACUAGUGUAGGACAAAUACGCAUAAAUGAAGCGAUGGAAAAGAGUGAUGUUUCUUAUGACUUGCUUCAUGGAUAUGAAGAUGGAGUACCUUUUGCAGUAGAAGAAAGUUCAGGAGUAAUAACAGUAAUUGAAGAACUCUCAAGGUUUAAUCGACCAAUGUAUGAUUUCGAAGCCGUAGCAACACAAGAAAGUGCUAACGUAACGAUUACCACAAAUGCAACAGUUCACGUUGUUGAUGUGCACGACGAAAGAGGAGUAUUACUAAAGGGCGCUAAUUCUCCGCUUGUGUUUCAUGUCAAAGAAAAUGUUGCUGGAGCUACAAUUGGACAAAUAUUUCCUGUAAAUAUGAGCAAUUUACCUGUCAACGUAACAGGCAAUAUUCAUUUCAUUAUAGCUAACCACCAAGACAUUACAGAUGAUAUCGCUAUAGGUCAAGAUGGGACGAUAUAUGCCCAAAAACCUCUCGAUAGAGAAAAAAGAGAGGUAUAUAGAAUGACUGUAAUUGCAGAAUUUAAUAAAGGUAUGAUAUCUGGGGCUGGCAUUUAUCAAGUCACUAUACACGUAACUGAUGAAAACGACAACCCGCCAAUAUUUGAUUCUCUUCUUUAUGAAGGAUUUAUAACGGAAAACGCUAAAAAGGGCACAGAAGUGAAAAUGACCGACAAAAUUAAAGCAAGUGACGCCGAUGCCGGAUUGAAUGCUCAGUUUAUGUAUACACUGUUUGGAGAUGGGCAUGAAUUGUUUGAUGUCAAUGAAAAUACUAGCGUUGUGUCGUUUGUUGGAAGCAAACUAGAUAGAGAAGAAAAAAGUGUGUAUUUUCUAAAAAUAGUAGCAAGGGAUAAAGGAAGUUUAAGCUCUGAAGCUAAAUUAACUAUAACAAUUAUAGAUGAAAAUGAUUGUGAACCAAAAUACAAUCACAUUACAAUACCUAUAGGGGAGAACAUUGACCUGCUUGAAGUCGAUGAAAAAACAAAUAUUAAAAUAUAUCGUGAAAAAAAGAAUGAACUCAGCGGCAUAAUUAUUAACGUUGAGGCUAAACCAAGGAAUAAGUUUGCAUUUAUUAAUGCAGUUGGUCCCAUGUUCUCUAUUCCAGAAAACGUUGCCAUCGGUUCCACAAUCCUGAAAGUGAAUGCCAUAGAUAUGGAUAGUGGAGUUAAUGGACAAUUAAGAUAUGAGUUUAUUUCGGAAAUUUUUAUGCCUCCCUAUGCCAUAUCGUCUAAUACAAUGAACGUAAAACGAUACUUUGUGAUUAAUGAAAGACAUGGCCAUAUUAUAGUUGCAAGAGCACUACCACCAGAAUCUGAAUUCAGGUUAAACAUAUCGGCUAUCGAUGGUGGGGGUUUAAGCGAUCAUAUUGCAAUACGGUUUUUCAUUAAAGAUGUUAAUGAUCAUUUUCCAAUGUUUAAAAAAUCAUGGUACAAUUUCAAUGUUGAAGAAGCGCAAUACACAAGGAGAAUAUUAGGAAAAAUUGAUGCAACAGAUGCAGACUUCGGUCAAAAUGCAAAUUUAACAUAUUAUAUAGAACCUUCGAGUAAAGACUUGCCCUUUGAAAUUGCUCCCCUUAGCGGUGUUUUUAGUGUUAAUGGAGAACUUGACAGGGAACGAGAAGAUAAAUAUAUAUUAACCGUGGUAGCAAGAGAUAAUGGCCCAGAAAAAAAACUGUCAUCAACUGUAAGUGUUGAAGUUCAAGUAUUAGAUGUAAAUGAUAAUGCACCAAAGUUUUUUGCAUACAAUGAUUUGCUAGAGUGGAAACACCCAGAAGCCGGGGAAUUGACAAAUCAUAACUUUGAAUCCGUAAUGAUGAUACCUAUAUACAAAGCGACAUUAGAAGAAAACGCUCCGAUAGGAUCUACAGUUGCCAGAGUAUACGCAAACGACUCAGAUUUCAUUGGAAAUGGGAACGGUUUAAUCUUAUACAGCCUACCUCAAAGAAAAAAUAUAUUGAGUCUUUUUGCUAUAGAUUCAAAGGAAGGAAUUAUUACUACAACUGGCAGGCUCGAUUAUGAAAGUCAAUCAGUCCAUAAUAUCACAAUAACUGCAUCUGAUUUAGGCUCGCCUAGUUUAAGCUCAACCGCAAUUUUAAUGCUCACUGUAACAGAUGUCCCCGAUGAUGUAGAAGUAUCUGAUAAACCAGUGUUUAUUUCACGUUACUAUGAACUAGAAAUAGAAGAAAAUACUAGAACUCCAGUAGAACUGAUUACUCUCAAUCUAACAGAGUAUUACGAGAAUUUUAAAAUGAAAUACUUUAUUCUUAAUGAGAAUGAUUCUGAUGUUAAAAGAACUUUUGUAAUAGAUCCAAGAAAUGGCACUUUAUAUUUAGUCAAAAGUCCGGAUCGUGAAGUAAGAGACGUUUAUGAGAUUAUAAUCAGAGCUGAAAGACAAAAGAUAAGCAGGGAGCUCCCUCAUAUGAUAUAUCCCGUAUCAGAUGACGUAUUGGAAGGGAUGAGUAAAUUCGAUGUUAAAGUAAUUUUAAGAAUUAAAGAUGUAAAUGACAAUGCGCCGAAGUUUAUAAAUGGAGGCCGACCAAUGGUGACUGCGAUACCUACAACAGCAGCAUUUGGUUAUCAAGUUAUACAGUUACAGGCAACAGAUGCUGAUCUUGGGGCUAAUGCUGACAUUCGCUACCAGAUACUUAAUGAGCAAUCGCAGCGGUUUGCUAUUGAUCCAGAAACAGGUCGCGUACGUGCGGUGGCCGCAUUUGCACGAGAUGCAGGGCGGGUCUUUGGAUUUGAUGUUAAAGCCACUGAUAAGAAAGGUGCCGAUGAUGGAAAAUCUGCCAUCGCUAAUGUUUUUGUGUAUGUGCUUGAUGACAAUAAACAACUGCUGCUUGUGCUCGGUGCUAAGCCAAUGGAAGUUGAAAAAGAAAUAGAAAAUAUAACUAGGACUCUGACAACUAUGACUGGUUAUGACGUAAGAAUCAGGCGUCUGGAAACUAAUAAUCGAGUCGCUAUGGAUGGAUAUGCCACUGAUAUGUUCAUUUAUGCUAUUGACCCAAUGUCAAAUACAAUUAUUGAUAUGGAUAUCCUCCAAAAGUCAUUAUUAAAAAGAGGUCCAGAGUUUCGGCAUAACCUUGCUGGUUUUAAAAUACUCGAAGUGGGAGAUGCCUCCAUGGCACAGCCAAGAGGCGCCAGGCUCCUUGGAACUAUGGAAAUAAGCGCAGUAGCACUAGGUUGCAUUGUUUUUGCGGCAACCCUUACGACAACGAUUGCUAUAAAAUGUUUAAGAAGCAGAAGAAAUCGUCACAAACCAUAUUCCCAGCAACGUCUUAACGCUUACUCCACUGAGCACUUAACUAAAUACGGAGGUCUCUUUCCAUCUGGAGGAAACCAGUGUCAGGAACUUCACCAAUCAAUCAGCGAGGCAGACUCGUAUAUAGACGUUAUCAAUCAAAACGUUACUAAAAAGAUAUGCCCCCACGGAAACACUGUACAAGAAUUUGGAAAAGCCCACCAAAAAUGUAUAAAAAAUCAAUUUGGCGAACAUACUUCGGAUUUUAAUCAAAAACACGAGAAACUCUGUAUCAAGUACAACCAACGACCGCUCCAAAAAAGGAAAGGUCAUGACAACUCGAUAACGUCAGUGAAUUCUAGUGGACAGGACUCUGGAAUCGCCGAAGCUGUACGAUGUCCAUGUGGCCAAUCCAGUGUGCACACAUCGGAGGAAAGCAGUGGGUGCAGUUACGAAGACUCCUUAAAAUCCAACCAUAACCAAGAGCGAAAACCUUACCAUCGGGACUUGCGGCCAGAAUCUGAUCAAAGGUUUCCUCGCCGGGCAUCUUUUGGCCACCAGCCCUUCCAACAACGAAAAACAAAUUAUGGACGACAGUCGUUUUCAGAAAACAUGCAAAGACACUAUCCACCGUUUGAGAGAAUGUCUGCAAAUAGCAGAAUAACGAGGCAAAUAUCAUCGCCCAACGUAUCUAAUCUCCCUCAGUCAUAUUUUAUGAAUAAAAGUUUCAAAAGAAAGGAAGCUUUAAAUGAACCAAUGAUAGAUUAUGAUCAAAGUGAUGAUGAUCUGUUCGAUACGAGAAUUGACAGAAGACCGAGUAAGGGUAAAAGGGGGAAGUUUAUGGAAUUGGGGGGUCAAGCUGCAGUUUUUGUGGCAACGCCAGCUGCGGCGGAGUUAAUUAGAAGGCAGGGCAGUGAAAGAUUAAUGUUUGCUAGGCCUUUAUAGUGAAGUUAUAGACUGUUGAUGCUGAAAUUGAACUUG